Molecule: messenger RNA, 486 nt
Organism: Guillardia theta CCMP2712
Lineage: Eukaryota; Cryptophyceae; Pyrenomonadales; Geminigeraceae
Exons: 1
Coding region: 4-255 (83 amino acids)
Source: RefSeq, a predicted model, not a curated record
GUCAUGGCAGUAUGGAGCAAUAGCGCGAAACAGAUUCUUUCGACGGCUUGCUGGUCGUUUGCUGCGGGCUUCCUGCUUGAAAGGAGCCAGGGAAAGCUUCCUCUUGUACCCAAGGAGUGGACUUCAUGGGCGAAGGAUGACAACAGUUAUGCGACGACCAUGAGGAUAUGCUACCAAGGGCACGAGCUUGCGGCCGGUAAGGUGGUGGUAGGCAAGGAGGUGCUGCCGCCUGUCCGUCGCCCUUCUUCUUCAUGAAUGUCAAGAAUUUCCUCAGAAAUUCAUGGAGGAUUAUUCUUUAUUGUGGUUGAGGCGUUGUUUUUAACCCAUCGAACUGGUUUGGAGCAUUUCCCCGUAUGCAUCGGCAGUUGAGAUUUUUCUCGUCAGUCCCUCCGAUCGUACUGCGAUCUAGACGAUCAGUUUUGUAUUUUGUUUCCAGUACUUUUGUUGACGUGAAUGUACACGAACUAAAUAAAUUGUAUUUUGAUU